AUGAGUAUCCCAACCAAUUUAAAAGUGGUUGUACUCGGAGAAUCAGGUGUCGGCAAAUCAAGUGUGGUUCUUCGAUUUAUUACAAAUGUAUUCAAUCCCACCUCAGAAGCUACCUUAGGUGCUUCAUUCGUAGGCAAGGCGUUAUCCUUCAAUGACAAAAUUUUGAAAUUUAAUAUUUGAGACACAGCAGGACAAGAGAAAUAUCACAGUUUAGCUAAAAUGUACUAUAGAGACGCUGAUGCAGCAAUAAUGGUCUAUACUUUAUUAUCAUUUUUAUUAAUACUAUUUUAUUCCAAAAAAUAUUUAGCGACAUAAAAAUAAAGAUUUUAACAAUAAAAUUAUUCAAGUAUGCUUAAAGGGCAAAAUAAAAAAUAAAAUAGACUAUAUGAUAUUACUAAAAGAGACAGCUUUAAUGGCCUUAAGAAAUGGUAUGAAGAACUUAAAGAAAAUGGGCCUAGGGAUAUAGUUGUAGCUAUUGCAGGAAAUAAAGAAGAUUUAGUUGAAAAUGAAGCCGUUUCUCCUCAGGACGCCAAAGCCUAUGCAGACUCUAUAGGUGCGAUUUUUAGAAAAACAUCUGCAAAGACAUGCACCGGAAUCGACCAGAUUUUUAAAGAUAUUGCCUUAAAAAUAUUCCCAGAGCUCAAAGAAGAAGCAAGGUCAAGAAGAUCUACAGUUUCACUAACCUUCCGUGAGUGAACAAAAAAAUCUUGUUCGCUCAUGGAGGGUGGUUAAUUUUUUUUUUAAAAAAUGUUAUAAAUAAAUUUUAUAAAAAAUGUUUUUUUUGAAAUUUUAAAAAAUCUUAAUUCCAAAAAUUGGAAAGCAAAUAUUAAUUUAAUUUGUAAAAAAUAUUGUUUUAAACGAAAUUUAUUUAAUAUUAAACAGAAUUAACUAGAGAUUUCAUCAUAUUAAUUUUUACUUAUAUCUCAAAAUUUUUUCCACAAAAAAUUUUUGUUCGCUCACGGAGGUUUUUUUUGGGCAAAAAAUAGGGAUUUUUCUAAUGGUUUUGUUUGCUCAGAUAGGGGAGUAAGACCUCGAAAUAAUUCAAACGAAAAUAAAAAAAAGAAAAAAUGCUGCUAA
This is a messenger RNA of Blepharisma stoltei, 1077 nucleotides long. NCBI's taxonomy places the organism in Eukaryota, Ciliophora, Heterotrichea, Heterotrichida, Blepharismidae. The record is from the annotation of a GenBank genome assembly.